AUGCGCGCGCAGAACAACGAGAUGUUCAAUUCGCCUGGUGCAAACCGAGGCACCAACCCCAUGGCUCCGCCAUUCCCCUGGGCUGCCCCACAAGCCCCGUCCGGAUCGACCCCCACUCAGGGUCCGGGCCUUCCAGCUGCAGGUCCUUCAGCCGCACAGGCUUCAGCCUCCCCCGCUGGAGUUCCUCAGACUCCUGGCAACUUCGGUUAUGGCCCCAACCAUUUCUAUCAGCCAAUUCCAAUUGGCAACAACCCUGGCGCUGUAUUCAAUGGCAGACGCCCCGCUCCAGGACAUGCAACCGCAUUUACGGACCCUUUCUACCAGGCACCUACUAGCACUGGCCCGGUUCCGCAAUACCUUCCUCACAACCAUUUGUCAGGUGUCAACCAUGCUUCUGUUGCGCCCCCCAACCGCCCACUGUCUGGAUGCCCUUGCCCUCAUCUACCCGCAUGUCCGUAUCAUCGAGGUGGAUGGGGUAAUGUCAAUCCCCAAGGUCCAAAUGGGCCACCACCACGUGGAGCCAGCGGCCCAGCAAAUGGAUCAACUGCUUGGAACAGCCACAACUGGGACCUGGCUAACAAUGGCUACAAUAACACACCCAACCGCAUGGGAUCUUCUGGAAAUGAUACAGGGUUCCAAAACAGAUUGACUCAGUCGGCUUCGCUCACUCCUGGUCCUGUCCAAUUGAUGCUCACACCAAACGGGUACACCCCCCGGAAUCUGGAGGUCUUGACUUCGGAAGCGCCGGCCAUUCCACGUGCGGUGCCCACGGUUUGGCACACCCAAACGGAGCCAACCUUGCCCAAGUGCCUGGAAAAUCGUGAAGGCAUCAAGAACGUCUACAUUCGCGGUUUCCACCCCGAUACCACUGAUCAAAUGAUCUACGACUACGCCAAGCGGUUCGGGGUGAUUGAGCGCUGCAAAGCAAUUGUUGACCUUGAGACAGGUACUUGCAAAGGAUUCGGCUUCGUGGAAUUCGAGACCCAGAUCGCGUGUGAGAAUGCGAUCAGAGCAUUCCACUACCUUGGGUACCAGGCAAGCUUUGCUCAGCGCUCUCGCAAUGCUCGCUUGAAGGACUUGGAAGACAAGUCAUCCACCAAUAUUUACUGCACGAACAUUCCUGUAGAUUGGACUGAAGCUGAUCUCCGUCGCCACUUCGCGCCUUACCGAGUGGUGUCUGAGAAGAUUAGCCGCGAUGAAUUGACUGGGGUGAGCAAGGAGGUCGGCUUCGCGCGCUUUGAAUCGCGCGAGAUUGCCGAACAAGUUCUGGAGGAAUUCCACAACGUCACGGUGCCAAGUGACGACGUGAGACUUCUGUUGCGCUUUGCAGACACCAAGGCGCAGAAGAUGCUGAAACAGUCGAGCUUGCAGCGUCGGGUCGCUCGCACCGGCCAGUACAACGUGGCUGUGCGCCUUGGACAGCUCCCAUGGACCCCUUCGCCUGAAACCCGGGCGACCACACGCCACGACACUCGCGUCUCUCCCGAGACCGAGAAGAGCGCCGAUAUCACGCCCGAGUCACAAGAGAGCGUGAUCAUUUACACUGGUGACUCGGCACCAGGCCACUGGAGUCCCGCGACCUCGGACUCGUCGCGCGUCAUCUACGCGACUCCCCGGAAGCUUCCUCCAAGCUUCCACCGUCUGACACAGUCAGACGUUCCACAGGAGGCCAGCAUGCUCUUUUCGCCCCCAAGCGUGCAUCGCCGGUCCGCCACUGAGACCACCGUCUCAUCGAAGACCGUGCGUGUGGGGUCGCCCAGCCUUUGA
Molecule: messenger RNA, 1767 nt
Organism: Penicillium diatomitis
Lineage: Eukaryota; Fungi; Ascomycota; Eurotiomycetes; Eurotiales; Aspergillaceae
Exons: 5
Coding region: 1-1767 (588 amino acids)
Cellular component (GO): cytosol; ribonucleoprotein complex; nucleus
Molecular function (GO): mRNA 3'-UTR binding; poly(U) RNA binding; poly(A) binding
Source: RefSeq, a predicted model, not a curated record